Gopherus flavomarginatus (Mexican gopher tortoise) is the source of this 5286-nucleotide messenger RNA. It is a transcript of the gene VWA5B2, whose product is annotated as von Willebrand factor A domain containing 5B2. The transcript is spliced from 22 exons. Bases 993 to 4952 code for a protein of 1319 amino acids. Lineage: Eukaryota; Metazoa; Chordata; Testudines; Testudinidae. The record is from RefSeq and is a predicted model, not a curated record.
GGGCAGUUGGGAGGGGGAAGGGCUAUGGCACCACACAGGGAUGGGAGGUAGGGUGACCAGACAGCAAAUGUGAAAAAUCAGGGCAGGGAGUGGGGGGUAAUAGGAGCCUAUAUAAGAAAACGACACCAAAAUUUGGACUGUCACUAUAAAAUCGGGACGUCUGGUCACCCUAAGGAGGUGGCGGGAUAGCCAGGAUAGCAAGUGUGGGAUGAAAUAUUUCCAAAGCAGAUGGGCCCCAUUACAUAAAUAUGCAGAGUGAUGGUGCUGAGAUUGGAGCAAAGGGAGGGGGACAAUGUGAUGGGGGAGCUGAUGGGGCGAGAGACUGAUGGAGCGGCAGGAGACAAAUUCUUCACACAGCACCAUAAGGUCAGCAAUGCCUGGUAAUACAGUAGUGUUUGAAGGGAAGGAUGCUUGUGGAGAGGAGCUCCUUGUCUCUGCUGGAGCUCAUCCCUACCUAUGGUUAAUGCUAAGUCAUUACUGGCUGUGGGUUAUCAUUUCUGAAGCUGAACAGCAAGGGAUGAAACUGAAAACAUUUACAGGGUGCUAGAGCCUUUUUAACGGGCAUAGCUGGAUUUUCCCACUAGAGGGAAUCGUUCACUCAAAUAUACAGAGAACAGCACAACACUUGGCAAAACAGACCCUUUAAGGCUAGCCCUGACUGUUUUACAGAGACAGGUGACUGGGUCCUGUUGAAUGUACAGCUGCAACACAAAGAGGCUCAUCUCUUAAAUGAUCCUGCAGCUCCAAGUCACUGGCAAGCAGAAGGAAGAGUGAAAUCCUUGCUGUUUGUGCAAGUCUUGCCACUAAUCAGAAAUCAGGCUGUCUCCUUGCUCACCAAAAAUUAAGAUGUUUAUGCUUCAACUUUUAUGUGGACAAAGUGAACUCUAUGAGUGUGAGGACCUUCCACACAGGGAAAAUUCCAGGAACAUUCGUUGUUUCCUUGGAGGAUUGGAGCCCCAGCUGGCAGGACCUGGUAGCUGUGCCUAGAGACCAUGCCAGGCUUGUAUUCUCUAGCUACCUGGACAGCUCUCCCUUUGAAGAGCUCAUGCGUAAAGGCCUGUGCCAAUGGGUACUCCCUGGGAGUCACUGCUCACCUCACUUACAUCAACUCAGAGGAGGAUCCUGUAGAAGGUGUGUUCAUCUAUCCGCUGGAGGAGUCUGAGGUGGUAGCGGGUUUUGAAGCUGUAACAGGAAGCAGAAGCAUCACCUUCCAGAUCCAGAAUCGACACCGAGCAGAGGACUGCUGUGUUGACUGCAGCCCCAGUUUGGGCCAGCCAUUCCUGUGCCCCAACGGUCACCUAAUCCUUGAUGAAGAUUUAGAGCGUUCUACCUUCAUCCUCAGCACGGGCCCCAUUGGGCCCUCAGAAAUCCUGACUGUGGUCUUCAGCAGCAGCCAGGAGCUGUCGACCCUACCAGACGGUGCACUCCACAUCAUGUUCCCCUCUAUCCUCACGCCCCUCGUGGUAGCCGUCCCGGAAAGUGCGAGUGAGCCGGGAGGCUUGUGUGACGACAGGUUGGCCCUAUGUCCCACUAGCUGCUUUGGAGCUACUGGCCUGCGAAGUGAACAGUCAUUCAUUGUGCCUCCCGAGAGCACAGACAUCUUCAGGGGCCAGGCCUACAAUCCCUUCCCCUAUGAAUUCUCCUUUGAGCUGCUGGUCAAGGGGCCCUGCUUGCUGGCAGGCUUGGAGAGCCCAUCGCAUGCCCUUCGGGCUGAUGCAAACCCCUAUGCCAACUCUGCCUCCACCAUUUGUGUUACCUUGGCAGAGGGUCACCAAUGUGACAGGAGUCUGGAGAUUAUCUUGUACCCCUGUGAGCCCCAUUGCCCUCACCUGGUCAUUGAGUCGGGUGCCAUGACGUACCAGGAGUAUGAGGCGCACAUCAGGAGUCGUCGGGAUUACGUGCGAAUUGCCAAGAAGGACAGUGAUGGGGAGAGACAGGUGGCCUUUGUUCAAAAGCGAUUCCACAAAGACAUCUUCCACAACCCGGUCCUGAUGCUGAACUUCUGUCCUGAGGUGGGCAGUGUGCCUACUGACCUCCAGACGGUCACCCGGGAAAUCCUCUUCCUCAUCGACCAGAGCAGCAGCAUGAGUGGCCCCAACAUCAUCAGGAUCAAGGAGGCCUUGCUGGUGGCAAUGAAGAGCCUCCCUUCAGGCACCUUGCUGAACAUUGCUGGAUUCGGCUCCCACAUCAAACCCCUCUUCCCAGCAAGCAAGCCCUGCAGCAAUGAGAACCUCAGGCUGGCCUGUGAGCACAUACAGAAGCUCCGAGCCGAUAUGCAUGGGACCAACCUCCUGUCUGCUCUGACCUGGAUCCUGGGGCAGCCUCUUCACCGUGGUUACCCGCGCCAGCUCUUCAUCUUCACGGAUGCCAAUGUCAGCAAUGCAGGCAAGAUCAUUGAGCUGAUUCGGAGGCAGGCCAGCACCGUCAGGUGUUUCAGCUUUGGCCUGGGCUCUGGAGCCUGCCGGAGGCUCCUGAGAGGCCUGGCCAAGGUAAGCAAAGGUCGGGCUGAGUUCCUGAGCCCUGAGGAGAGGCUGCAGCCCAAGCUGAUAAAGUCUCUGAAAAAGGCAAUUGAGCCUGCCGUGAGUGACAUCACCAUAGACUGGUAUGUGCCUGACACCAUGGAGGCUCUGCUGUCACCCAAUGAAAUCGCAGCCUUGUACCCAGGAGACCGACUGAUCAGCUAUUGCACCCUCUACAACAUCGCCAGCUUCCGGGACAAGAAGACAGGUAGAGAACGGGUGUGUAGAAGCCUUUCACGGGGCUCUGUGGGGUCAGCAUUCCAGUCCCAGGAUGAGGCAUUUAGCCCAGAUGUGGCUCACCCGUACCCAGCUGAGGAGAGCCAGGACAUCAGUCAAGCCCUGCAGGAGAUUUCCCGUGAGAUUUCCCUGGAGUUUUCCACUGGGGGCGUCGAGGAGUCCGAGAAGAGUGUGGAUCCUGUUUCUGACAUCUGGAAGAGGAUUUACCAGUCCUCCUACAUCCAGGAGCAGUAUGUCCUCACUCACUGCUCCGUCAGCACCGACCGGAGCCAGGGCCUACUCUCCCACGGCUCCACCAGCAGCGAGUCCACUGGCUCCAGGGACAUAGCUCCUGAGAGUGGCUCACUGGCCUGCACCCUUGAAGCCAACUCUCAGCAGGGACAGAAGAGCGUUUCUCUGUGCGACUCCUCCACCAAAUCUGCUCCACUCCCGCAGGCCGGGCUGACUGCUGCCACCAAGGCGUGCGUGGUACUGAGCUCCGAGGAGCUGGCGCGGCGGAAGAAGGCACUAGCACGAGCUGCCUUAUCUGGACGCAGCUUUUCGUCCCCGCACGGUGAGCUGGAUGCCCAUCGGCUGCGCAGGGCCCUGGAGAAGGUGUCCCAGAAGCGGAACCAGUCCCUGGAAGGGAAACUGGAUGAGAUUGGGCCAGAGCUGCAGAGGCUGCGAAGGAGCCUGGCAGAUUCCAGUAACUUGCUCUCGCCAUCCCAUCUGGACUGGGACAUGUUGGUGGAGCCCCCAUAUCUCUUCAGCGCGUCGCCAACAGCUGAGCGCGGUGAGUGUGAGGGAGGUGCCUGUCUGCCCCUGCGAUGUCAGGUGGUGAUCCAUGCACUCAGUGCCGGGAAGCCUGUCUCCUGGGAAGUGACAGUCACCCUGGAGUCUCUGCUCCAAGCCAGGGCCAGGGAGGGCAAAGAUGAGCUGCCACAAGAGUUGUGUAAGGGCUGGGACAAACUGCUGCACCAUCUGACUGCCAGCUCCAUCAUCCGGGACCACGAGAAUGUGGCACAGAGGGAAGCUGAGCUGGAGCACAGUUUUUCCCGGAGGCUCCGCCUGAAGGCCAUUCAGUCCAGCAAGGCUUGCAACACACCCUCCAUCUACACCUGCUUGGUGCCUGUGGACUCCUCCACCCAGGAGGCCCUGCCCAGGGCCCUUGAGGUUCGCAGUGCAGGGGGCCCUUCCAGCCAUCCCCGAGGGUCCCAGGCUGGGAUCCGGCGCCAGUGCAGUUACUCAGUGGGCCUGGGACGACGGCGUGACUCAGAGGAGCUGGAUGAUGCUUUCAUCUCUGCAGAGCGAGACGAGACACCCACUUCUCCCGUCAGUGUCUCCUCUGCUGCUGGCGCCUGGGAAAAGCAAAGCUGCCGUGAUGGUCCUGUGUUCAGUCCCUCUGCCACCUCUGUGGGAUCCCAGAAAUCCAUGGAGAACUUUGCUGGCUCCAGGUUCAGUCUCAGCAGGAUCAGGGGACACGGCCUAGCGCUGCGGCCACAGUGCAUGACCCCAGAAAGCGAGCUCUCCAAGGACAGUGCCAUCCAUGACUACCUCCCACUGGUGCAGCUGCAGCAGGCCCAGGGCACCUUCCAGCUGACGGAAAGCUUCUCCGAAGUGGUGCAGAUCCCGCUGGACCGUCUGCACCGCACCUCGCCGUACGCUUCGCACCGCGCCAGCCUCAGCCCUGGCUCCUGCACCUCCCCCUGGGCACUCGUUGCCAAGGGCAGCCCUGACGGCCAAAAGCAAGUGGCCGGCCAGGGCACGGAGCCUGCCAGAGGCAGCCAGGAGGGGGUGCCAGAACCAGGCUCGCCCCAUUCGCGCAGCACCUGCUCUGAGGUCCUAAGCACCGCCAUCUGGCCGCAGGCAGACAGCGGGCGCGGCUCUGAGACCGACGCCUGCGACCACUCGCCCGUCACCUCCGAAGCCGUCAGCCUGCAGGAGGUGGGGCUGGAGGCCGACGAGGGGGACCUGGAGAGCGCCAGCUGGGCCACGGCGGUGGCGCUGGCCUGGCUCGAGCACCGCUGCGCCGGCUUCUUUGUGGAAUGGGAGCUGCUGGCUGCGAAGGCAGACGCCUGGCUCCGGGCACAGCAGCUGCCGGAGGGCGUGGAUGUGGGCUCCCUGAAAGGGGCAGCGCGUCACCUCUUCCUGCUGCUACGCCACUGGGACGAGAACAUCAAGCUGAACAUGCUGUGCUACAACCCCAGCAACAUGUGAGGGGAGGGGCAGGGCCCGGGCUCCAUGUGGUGCCAAUAAAGAGGUUUGGUUCAGCCCCGCUGUGCCCACAGCUCCUUCCCCUCCUGAGCUGCCCCUGAGGGGCGCUUCCCUCUGAGAUGGCCAGGCCCCACCUGCUCCAGCAGCCAGCUCCCUCCCACCAUCAGCACUGCUCCUGGGCCCAGGCACCGAUCACUCGGCCUCCUGCUUGGGGGCUGGGGUAGCCAACGAGCAGCAGAAGGGUUUUGGAAGCAAGUGAGGUGCAGGCAGCGUUGGGUGAAGAGGAGGCAUGUGAUCCCCCACCCCGCUCUCUGCUCAUGUAGGCCCAGGCCCCAGC